Messenger RNA from Didymodactylos carnosus, 161 nucleotides. The record is from the annotation of a GenBank genome assembly. Lineage: Eukaryota; Metazoa; Rotifera; Eurotatoria; Philodinida; Philodinidae.
UAUUUCAAUUAAAAUUAUUGGAUUUACUACAACGUUUACCAAUUAAAGAUCGAACAACAGUUAUUAAAAAUGGAAUUAUGGAACAAAUUGAAAAGAAGAUAAAAAUGACCAAAGAUGUAACAGAUGAUGACGAUGAUGUAGGCAAAGUUACUGGUUGCUGA